CCCGCCUCCCUCCUCGCCGGUCCCCGCCGCCCGCCGCCGCCGCCGGAACCCUAGCUCCGGCGAGGCCCCCGGCCUUCCCCGCCCGUCGAUCGGGCUCCGGGGAGCCCCGCGCCCCUCCGCGCGAUCGCGGGAGAUCCGGGGGGCGGUCGCCGCCUGCCGUGGGGGCGGGAGCCACAUGUCGGGGGUCGGCAGCGGCAGGCCGCCGGCCGCGCAGAAGAUCCUGCAGUCGCUGCGCCCGCCCCUCGCCUUCGCCUCGCCGUCGCGCCCGCCCCUCGCCUUCGCCUCGCCGUCGCGCCCGCCCUUCGCCGCGCCCGACGACUACCACCGCUUCCCCACGCCGGCAGCGGCCGCGGCCCCAGCCGCCACCUCCGGCGGCGUCGGCGCGGCGGGCGCUUCUGAUACCAUCGAGGAGGGGCUGGUCAUCCGGACGCCGCUAAAAAGAAAAGCCACAUCUGAAGACAAUGAUGCUGCUGAGUCAAGUGACUGUAUUAUUACUAGCACUGGAUUUGCUGGUAGUCCGAUGCUCACUCCAGUCUCUGGAAAAACUGUUAAAACUUCUAAGUCGAAGGCGAAGAACAAUAAAGCUGGGCCUCAAACGCCUACGUCAAAUGUUGGUUCACCUCUCAAUCCAGCAACGCCAGCUAGCACUUGCCGCUAUGACAGUUCAUUAGGGCUUCUGACAAAAAAGUUCAUUAACUUGCUCAAGCAGGCUCCAGAUGGCAUUUUAGAUUUGAAUCAGGCUGCAGAAACACUAGAGGUUCAAAAACGGCGCAUAUAUGACAUUACCAAUGUCCUUGAAGGAAUUGGACUAAUAGAGAAGACACUUAAGAACAGAAUCCGUUGGAAGGGCCUGGAUGAUUCAGGUGUUGAUUUAGAUAAUGGUAUUUCUACAUUGCAGGCAGAAGUUGAAAGUCUUAGCCUGCAGGAGCAAGCAUUAGAUGAGCGUAUACGUGAUAUGCGUGAAAAACUAAGGGGCUUAACUGAAGAUGAAAACAAUCAAAGGUGGCUCUAUGUGACUGAAGAUGAUAUCAAGGGAUUGCCCUGCUUUCAGAAUGAAACACUAAUUGCGAUAAAAGCACCUCAUGGUACUACACUUGAAGUCCCAGAUCCGGAUGAGGCUGGUGAUUAUCUCCAAAGGAGAUAUAGAAUUGUAUUAAGAAGUACAAUGGGACCAAUAGAUGUUUACUUAGUAAGUCAAUUUGAUGAGAAAUUUGAGGAGUUGGGUGGUGUUGCAACACCUACAAGGCAUACAAAUAUGCCUAGACAUCAUCCUAUUGAAGAUUCCAAUACAACAAAUGGUGGACAAUGUAGCACAGCGAUGGAUGUAGUAGAAAAUGUUCAGCAAAGCCAGAGGACUCCACAGGAUCCUAGUGCUUUGCAUGAUUUUGGAGGGAUGACAAGGAUUAUUCCUUCAGAUGUUGAUACGGAUGCUGAUUACUGGCUCCUAACAGAGGGAGAUGUUAGCAUUACUGAUAUGUGGAAAACAGCACAAGUGCAGUGGGACCAGAUGGACUUCUUGUCUGAAGAAGUUGUCACACCUCAUGCCCAUAAUCAGCAGCCAGUCACAGUCGGUGGGCCACAGAUGCAGGCUCCAUGCAUGGAUAAACCAUAAGAUCAUGGCGGUUUUUCAACUCUGACAUUUGAAACACCUGGAGCAGUGUUUUGAGCGAGAUUUUUCUGGUGCAAAGAAACGGAUUCUCUUGUUGCUCAUUGCAACAGAAGAGCAGGGUGAUGAUUAUCAGAAUCCAUCACUUGGAGAGAAGUUAGGGCAGAAGUUCAGAACUUCAGAUUGAUGUGCACCUUGAAUUCGCACUCUUUUGCGGAGGCUGGUGAGGUCCACUAAGCUAACAGCUUGGAGCUUGCUGCCUGAUGUAAGCGCAGCAGUUCAGUUUCACUGACAAAGGCACCUGCUCCAUUGUGAAUCCGUUGCUGUGCUCAUUCAUGCACUGCUCCAUUACCUUACCAAGCUAACAUUAUCAUACAAGAGGUACUCUGUUGAGAAAUGCUGCAAAAAUGUGUAAACAUUGUGACAAAAUGGUGCACAAUGCAUCAAGUGUUGGUGUAACAAUGGGUGAGCUAUGAGCUAUCGAUGUAGCCAGAAUUCUUUGUACUCUUUGAAGAAUUGUUUGAUACCUAACACGCUGUCCCCUUGUAAAAAUCCUGUUUCCUGCGUGUAACAAAGAGCAGACUUAAUUUUUGUAUCAUAGGCCCCUACUGAUAUUUGAUCAUUUUUUUCGUGAAGCACAUAUAUUUCAUUAA
This is a messenger RNA of Panicum virgatum (switchgrass), 2259 nucleotides long. RefSeq names its product transcription factor E2FA-like. Gene Ontology annotation, biological process: regulation of transcription by RNA polymerase II. The record is from RefSeq and is a predicted model, not a curated record. Lineage: Eukaryota; Viridiplantae; Streptophyta; Magnoliopsida; Poales; Poaceae. The transcript is spliced from 14 exons. Gene Ontology annotation, cellular component: RNA polymerase II transcription regulator complex. The coding region runs from base 176 to 1612 and encodes 478 amino acids. Gene Ontology annotation, molecular function: RNA polymerase II cis-regulatory region sequence-specific DNA binding; protein dimerization activity; DNA-binding transcription factor activity, RNA polymerase II-specific.